CUCUCCCCCCCUCCUCUUCCAACAAUGCCUGGUGUUGUCCUUGAUCAUUGAAAAGCGCAGGAUGAUCCUCCUCGAUGUACCAUUCAGAGAACUAGCAUUAGAAACAGCUCAUGGACGAUAAACAUGCACCUGACAUUGUCCUUUCGGUUACAAACCAACAUCUCUCUCUUCCAAUAAUCCAUCCCUCCAAAAAAUUUGACCCUCAGUUUGCGCCCCCAUAAUCAUCAUGUUACUCGGGUCAGCGUGUUCGUGUCUGUCGAGAUUGAGAAACAUAGAGAUGCUGGAGCCAGUGCGUUCCUCGGAUGGCCUUUCUAUUCAUUGGUCAGUGUUUCCCAUGCGCUUCCUUCAUUGGUUAUGUUAUUGCUCCGUGCAUCAUACGCUUGUUUUGGAACCUGAUCCACGUGCUUAAGUAUUUUAUAUGCGGCAGGCCUAUAUCAGCAUUCACGGAUUAUCUUAAUUGAACAAGUUUUGCCCGACUCCCAUGUCCCCACCCUGCGUCAAUAGACGUGCCUGCCACCCAAUCCUCCCCGUUGAUGGAGACCGCUGUAGAUGUUGGUCUCUCCUUUAUUUGAGACAGAGAUGCAUCCAAUAAAUUUUGAUUUGAUACCAUGGCAAAUGCGAGUCAUAGUUUGCAAUUCCAAGCAUUCCUGGAAUAACGAUCAGAAGCUUCCUUUUCUUUUUUCAAAGACGAAAAAUGUGAUUUUGUCCAAAUAAAACCUGCCCUCCUCAAGUGAAUUCGACAUCAUUUCAGCACGAGUUCACAGGCUCUGUUUUCCCUCCUUUUAGUGCAGAAAUGUUGUGAUGGAUAGAGUUUCGAUCGCCAGAUUCCCGUUGGUGCAUGAAUCGUGAAAAGGAGCGCACAUAAGCCAAGCAAACCUGAAGUUAUGGACUCAAUCCCCAAGAAUGAUACAAACGGAUGGUACGGCAUGCCCGGCGACCCCAAAAAGCCAGAUCAAACAGCCAAAGAUGUCUCCAAGUCUACAGCUGAUUCGCCUGCUAAACCUGCAAAGUCUGAUCCAUUUCCCAAAGAUUGUGAAGUUGGAUUGAGAAAAGUUGAACGGGAUAACAAGAACAAUGCAACCGUUGAUGGACUCCCCAUUUGCCGGCAGCAGAUUCCAGGCCUAACAAGAAUGCAUGCCAAUAAUCAUGACCACAAUGAAAUUCCAACAGCUUCAUCUGCAGCGACAUUGACAAGUAGACCACUCACACUGAUGACGCUGCAACCGCAACCAAAUACAAAGAACUGCAAUAGCCAGCAGGGAUCGAGCCGUUCUAACAGCUUGGAGAGCUCGGGUGUGAUGCUGAGGCCCCACACAGGUGGGGAUGUUCGAUGGGAGGCCAUCAAUAUGGUGCCCAAGGGAGGUCCUAAACUUGGUAUGAGCAACUUUCGGCUCCUGAAACGCAUAGGAUAUGGGGACAUAGGAAGCGUGUAUCUCGUGGAGCUCCGAGGAUCCAACACUCACUUUGCAAUGAAAGUGAUGGACAAGUCAUCCCUUGCCAGCAGAAACAAACUCCAGCGAGCUCAGACCGAAAGGGAGAUACUCGGGCUCCUCGACCACCCAUUCCUGCCCACUCUUUAUUCUUACUUCGAGACCGAAAAGUUCUAUUGCUUGGUCAUGGAGUUCUGCAGCGGAGGAAAUCUGCAUUCCCUCCGUCAAAAGCAACAAAACAAGCGUUUCACGGAAGAAGCUGCGAGGUUUUAUGCGUCGGAGGUGCUGUUGGCGCUGGAGUACCUGCACAUGCUAGGUAUUGUAUACAGGGAUCUGAAGCCAGAGAACGUGCUGGUGAGAGACGAAGGGCAUAUAAUGCUUUCAGACUUUGACUUAUCGCUACGGUGCUCGGUCAGCCCAACACUAGUGAAGUCCUCAUCGGUACAUGUAGGUGGCGGCGGCGGCAGCAGCAGCAGCAGCAGCAGCAACGGUCUUUCGUCUGGGGCCAUUUUGGAUGAUGAGUUUGCGGUGCACGGUUGCAUGCAGCCAUCCAACUUUCUGCCUCGGAUAUUGCCCGGGAAGAAGAACCGCAAGUCUAAAUCGGACUUCGGGGUGAUGAUGGGUGGAGGAGGGCCGCAGUCCCAAUUGCCCGAGCUGAUGGCGGAGCCAACCAACGUGAGGUCCAUGUCCUUCGUGGGGACCCAUGAGUAUCUGGCUCCGGAGAUCGUCCGUGGAGAAGGACAUGGGAGUGCGGUAGAUUGGUGGACGUUCGGCAUAUUCUUGUAUGAGCUGCUGCAUGGCACCACUCCUUUCAAGGGCUCGGGCAACCGGGCCACUCUCUUCAACGUGGUGGGGCAACCCUUGAGAUUCCCAGAGACCCCACAGGUGAGCUUCAUGGCGCGGGACUUGAUACGAGGCCUCCUAGUCAAGGAGCCCCACAAGCGCAUUGCCUACAAAAGAGGUGCCACUGAGAUCAAGCAACACCCGUUCUUCGAAGGAGUGAAUUGGGCCCUGGUGAGGAGUGCACCCCCUCCCCACGUACCUGAUCCCGUUGACUUCUCCCAGUUUGCUGUUAAAGAUCCAAAGGUAGAACACGCCAAGAAGAAGACGAUCACUGAUAACAAUACUACUCUUUAUCAGAAAGACGACAAUCCUAGUGACUCUUCUUACAUAGAGUUCGAAUACUUCUAACAAUCAUGGACAAUGGUGGAUAAAUUUAUCGCCAACGUUUGAUGUAUACAUGAAUAGAACUAAAGGUUUUGCAGUUUGAGUA
Molecule: messenger RNA, 2703 nt
Organism: Eucalyptus grandis
Lineage: Eukaryota; Viridiplantae; Streptophyta; Magnoliopsida; Myrtales; Myrtaceae
Product: serine/threonine-protein kinase RHS3
Exons: 3
Coding region: 885-2621 (578 amino acids)
Biological process (GO): protein phosphorylation
Cellular component (GO): nucleus; plasma membrane; cytoplasm
Molecular function (GO): ATP binding; protein serine/threonine kinase activity
Source: RefSeq, a predicted model, not a curated record